CGAGCCCGUUGGGGGUGGCUGAUGGCGGGCGGCUUGGAACUAGAGUCUCGGAUGUUCCAGUCGUAAUGGAUAAAGUUGUAGUAGUAAGUAGUAGUGUUGACGUGAUGAUGGGUAGAGGUAGCUCGGGAUGUGCAGUCGAAGUCACUCCGGAUCGGCCGCAGAGGUAUUAUUGUAGGUGGGGUGGGUCAGGUUACUGCACCCCUCAGGUUAUCGGAGUGGCCGGGCACCUCAGCGGCAGCAGCAGCCGCGCAUCAGAGACGGGAAUUGGCGACAAGAUGAUCCGUCUUUCUAUCACUCAGCUAUCGGAGGGCAACGGAUUGA
This is a messenger RNA of Neurospora tetrasperma FGSC 2508, 321 nucleotides long. RefSeq lists its product as uncharacterized. NCBI's taxonomy places the organism in Eukaryota, Fungi, Ascomycota, Sordariomycetes, Sordariales, Sordariaceae. The transcript has a single exon. The annotation marks the transcript as partial. The record is from RefSeq and is a predicted model, not a curated record.